Messenger RNA from Scheffersomyces stipitis CBS 6054, 1839 nucleotides. RefSeq lists its product as uncharacterized. The annotation marks the transcript as partial. The record is from RefSeq and is a predicted model, not a curated record. Lineage: Eukaryota; Fungi; Ascomycota; Pichiomycetes; Serinales; Debaryomycetaceae. The transcript has 2 exons.
AUGGCGAUAGCGGUAGACUUUAUGGGUUUGAAGAACGACUUGCCAGGUAACAGAAGCAAAGGAGCUGGCAGAGCCGAUUUGUAUGGCACAAAUGCAAAUCCUGCAACCAACUGCCAAAGCAGCCAUAAACAGAAUUAUAGUCAGAACCAAAAUUACAGCCAAAAUAUGAACACAAAUUUGAACUACAAUUUCCACAAAAAAAACGACGCCAAAGUCAAGAAGAACAAUGGUGGCGUCCGUCUGGGGUCGUCCAGUAGAAGGGCUUCGUUCACCGACGCCUACGACACCGACUUGAGUUCCGAUGUUGAAUCUGUGAUCCAUCCCUUUUUGCGCCCGCUGCAAAAAACGGCAAGCAACCAUGUAGGUGCGAGUCGGUUUAACACGCUCAAGUAUUUCACCCUUGUAGUCGUGCUUUUUCCAUCUGUCAUAGCUGUGGCAGUUCCGUCGGGAGACGUGGAUACGUCGACAGGUGACUUUAUAGCCAAUGCCAUAACUGAUGCAUUAAUGAUAUUCAUUGUGAGCUGGCUGGUUAAAACAGCAGUGGAGUGGCCCUGGGAUUGGUUGUCGCAAUUGCAAGAAACACGUCAGAGGCUCAUAAAUCAUGUAAAUUCUCGCAUUAUUGGCUCUACAGACGAGUUGGCCCACGAGUCAGCAAUUCACGAAGAGGCUACAAUGGCCACAAUCAGAAUGGUGAAAAAGGUAAUGAGCUACGAGAAGUUAGCCAUGCUUUCUUCUCUUGUUUUGUCGAUGUUUGCCUCAAUUUUGAUGGUUUGGACUCGAAACCACGUUAUACUAGACGACUCAAGACGUAAGCUAGUGUUUAGCGACUUGAAUAUCGGCUUAUUUCAAUUUUGGUCUGUGUUCAGGAUCAUACUACAAGUGAUUGAAAACCUCCAGAGAGUGUCUAUGGACUCUGAUUCGAAUGCCUUCAGUAAAAUCAGUUCUAUAGACAACGCUACUGGUGCUGUUUCUCCUUCAGUUGAAUAUGGUUUGGUAACGGAAAGUAAUUUGGAUUUGUUUCUCCCUUCUAAACCUCUUCGUCACGAUUCAACACUCGUGCACACUGUCAGGAACAGCUUUGAGAAGUUAUUCUUCUUUAUCAACUUUUCACUUAAUGCUUCUCACGAUGACUACAAGUCACAUCAAGAACAGCUUAACAACGUGAUCCGAGCCAACAACGAAGAGAGCAAUCGCAAAAUUUCACAACUCGAAGAUUCUUCUGAAGAACAGAAAUCCAUGAUUGAAAAGCUUUCCGAAGCCCAAAAAGCUGAAUUUGAAAAUAUAAGCACGAAUUUCACAAAGUUAGAGAGAGCCCUAGUAGAACUUAGUAAAGCAAAACAAAAGGAGAAAGACUUGAAAUUUGUCAAGCCCUUUCCGUUGAACCUUUCUUCUCCAAGCACAAGUCCACAUGAUGAAUCAUUUGCUGAUAACUUGUCUCCAUUAUCAAUAGAGAGUUCCAAAUUGGGAAAGGCGAAUGGAUUCAAGAAGUCACCCAUGCAAACGAUUUUUGAAGCUGAGCAUGAGAGUUCACCAGAUGUGGAAUCAUUACCAGCGAGAAAUGAAAUUUCUCAAGAUAUGAAUUCUCUUGCGGUCCAUGAUGAUUCGAUGGACCCUAGAAAGGUAUUUUAUCAAUCAGAAUCUCAUGAUUUGAGAGAUAGAAACUUUUCAUUGCACGGUCUUCCAUUUUCAUCCACAAUCAAACACAUAAUAACAAGGAAAUUCUACCCACCACAAGAUCACCCUCAAGGUGAGUUGGAUCCAGAUGUAGGCUACGAAUCUGAACAAAUUUCAUCAGAAUUCAGACUAUCCAUGGGCAGUAGGACGAAGCAUUUCAUAAAG